Prunus armeniaca (apricot) is the source of this 417-nucleotide messenger RNA. Lineage: Eukaryota; Viridiplantae; Streptophyta; Magnoliopsida; Rosales; Rosaceae. The record is from the annotation of a GenBank genome assembly.
AUGGUGGAGAUUGGCCAAUACUUCAAGACAUGGCCGAUUGGCCAAUACUUCCAAGACAUGGCCAAGGCAAAUCAACGUUUAGUGGUUUUCACUUCAAGAGCAGAAAAGGAGGCAUCUGAAGGAAUUGCCUACCAGUGGAACUACAUGAACACAACCAAGUCAUUAGUGUUCAUGAACUUCUUUUCAAGCAAUCCAAACCUUCUUAAUGCCUGCAAAGAUAACUCAGCUCCCUUGCUUGACAUGCUCAAAACCUGCCAUGUAGCUGCUGGCAAUCGAUGGCCUAAUUUCAUUGAUGUUGAUUUUAACCCGACAAGUGAGGGUGGUGGCGCCCCAGAAGCUGUGGAGUUUGCUAACGGUCAAUCGGUUUGUGGGUGUAAUGAUAUCACCCUUUGCAAGGUCGGGCUCAAGAAACCUUAA